AUGGAUAAGCAGAGGUUGGCCGCGCUCCUUCAGGAGUCGCAAGUUCCCAACACCAAAAACCUCAAGGCUGUCACGUCGGAGUUGCAGAAGAACUACUACUCCCACCCUGAAUCUCUGCUUCUCCUCAUCGAGAUCGUCGCAACCCAUGAAGAUCUCAAUGUAAGGCAUCAGGCCGCUGUGCAGGCCGCUCGCUUGGCCGUUAAGCACUGGGAGAGGAUCCCCAAGGAGCAGAAGAAUGCUGUGCGUCAGCAUCUCGUUCAGGCCACGAUGAAUGAGCAGACCCUUCGCACCCGACAUGCAAAUGCGCGCUUGCUGGCUUCAAUCGCUACCAUUGACCUCGAGGAAGGGGAAUGGGCCGACCUGAUCCCAGCUCUCUUCAACCUGGCCACAAGCAACGAGGUUGCUCAGCGUGAGGUUGGCUCAUACAUUAUCUACAGUAUCCUGGAGGAGAACCCCGUCGCUUUCGGCGAUCAUAUUGCCCAACUCCUUGAGCUAUUUAGCCACACCCUGCGCGAUCCACAGAGCGCUGACGUUCGUAUCAACUCCAUGAUGUCAAUUGGCUCUAUGCUCAUGCUCUUUGAGCCGCUGGAGGAGGAGGAGCAGGUUAAGGCGCUUCAAUCACUCAUCCCUUCGAUGGUCGAAGUCCUUAAGGACGCCGUUCAGGGUGGCGACGAUGAGAAGACGAACCAAGCCUUUGAGGUUUUCCAACAAUUCCUCGCCUAUGAGUCUGCCCUUCUCGGCAAAUACCUGAAGGACCUUGUUCAGUUCAUGAUUGACCUAGCUGCAAAUACCCAGGCUGAGGAUGACGUCAGGAGCCAGGCGCUUUCCUUCCUUGCACAAACUGUCAGGUACAGGCGCAUAAAGAUACAGGGCAUGAAAGACAUGGGCAAGGAACUUACUCUCAAGAGCUUGCUUAUCCUCACCGAGAUUGGUGACGUUGAGGACGAGGAUGACAUGAGCCCUGCUCGGGCAGCCCUGGCCCUGCUCGACCAGCUGGCCACCGAUCUUCCCCCUCGUCAGGUCAUUGUCCCUCUUCUUGACGCCCUCCCCAAGUUUGCUACCUCCAGCGAGGCAGGCUACCGGAAGGCUGGCAUUCUUGCCCUUGGUACCGUCUGCGAGGGUGCUCCGGAGUUCAUCUCCUCCCAGAUCAAGGGUAUCAUGCCCGUGGCCCUCAAUCUUCUCAAUGACGCUGACAUUGGUGUCCGUCACACCGCCCUCAUUGGCAUUGCUCGCCUGUCCGAGGAUCUUGCCGAGGAGAUUUCCGAGUACAACGAGCCCGUGAUGGCUGCCCUCGUGAAAAAUCUCCAGGCUGCUACUGAGCCGACCGUUGACCCGAAACUAGCUAAGAAGAACAUUGAGAUCAUACGGUCUGUUUGUGGUGCUCUCGACGCCAUGUCUGAUGGCUUUGACUCCGAGUUCCUGAAGAAGUAUUCCCAUGAGCUUGUGAGCAAUAUUGGCUCGCUGAUCAGCCAUGAGGACUACAAGGUCAAGGUUGCCGCUUCUGGCGCCAUCGGUGCCAUUGCUGAGGCCCUUGGCGAGGACUUCAAGCCGUACUUCGAAGAGACCAUGCGUGCUUUAGGUCCCUACCUUGCAGUAAAGGAGACCGAGGAGGAUCUGGCGCUGCGUAGUGGCGUGUGCGAUUCCAUUGGCCGCAUCGCUGCCGCAGUUGGUCCUCAAGCUUUCCAGCCCUACGUUGUGGACCUCAUGCGCUCCAGCGAGGAGGCUCUUCACCUGGAUAACACUAGGCUGAGGGAGAGCAGCUUCAUUCUCUGGAGCUCUCUUGCCAAGGUCUACGAGAAGGAGUUUGCCCCUUUCCUCGAGGGUGUCUUCACCGGUCUCUUCCAGAGCCUUGAGCUCGAGGAGGAGGAGAUCAAGCUCACCCUCAGCGAAGAUGAGAAGGGCAUCGUCGGCACCGAGGAGGAGGUUAUUACCGGUGGCAAGAAGCUGAAAAUCAAGAAUGCUGUUGCUGAUGAGGAAGACUGGAUGGAUGACGAUAGCGAUGACGACGACUACGAGGAUUUCGGUAUUUCUGCUGAGGCACUUGAAAAGGAGGUUGCUAUCGAAAUCCUGGGUGACAUCAUCACCUACGCCUGCGGUCCGGACGAUAUCGCGCGCUAUCUCGAAAAGGCGGUCGAGAGCGUCUCCAACCUCGUUGAUCACAGCUACGAGGGCUGCCGCAAGGCUGCCAUUGCGACCCUAUGGCGCUCGUACGCGCGUGUUUGGCAGCUCAUGGAGCAGGAGACCGGCACCAGCUGGGAGCCUGGUCUCCCCCUGAAGCAGACCCCAACUGUCACUCUUGUCAAGCUCGGCGAGAUUGUCUCUAAGGCGACGCUGUCCCUGUGGCAUGAAGAAACCGAUCGUUCUGUCGUCACUGAGAUCAACCGCAACAUUGCAGCCACCCUUAAAGCCUGCGGCCCGGCAAUCCUCGCUCAGAGUGAUAUGCUGAAGGAGUCGAUCACUGCUGUCACAACUAUGAUCACCCGCGCUCACCCUUGCCAGCAGGAUCUGGGCGAUGAGGAAGAGGAGCAGACCGUUGAGGGUACGUCGGAGUACGAUUGGCUCGUCAUUGAUACUGCCCUUGACGUUAUCAUCGGCCUUGCUGUGGCCCUCGGUCCUGGCUUCUCAGAGCUGUGGAAGAUAUUCGAGAAACCGCUCCUCAAGUUCGCCUCUUCCGAGUCAGAGAACAUCGAGCGCUCUACUGCCGUUGGUGUCAUCGCUGAGUGCACGGCCAACAUGAAGGCUGCCGUGACUCCGUACACCGAGAAGCUGCUCAAGAUCCUGCUUAAGCGUUUGUCUGACACCGACCUGGAGACCAGGAGCAACGCUGCUUAUGCCACUGGUCAGCUUAUCUUCAACUCAACUGACAGCAACACCUACCUUCCCCACUUCAGCACCAUCCUUGGGAAGCUUGAGCCCAUGCUCCAGCUAGAAGGUGCUCGCAUUAAGGACAAUGCCGCCGGCUGCAUCUCCCGCAUGAUCAUGGCUCAGCCAACUGUUCUUCCCCUAGGCGAAAUUCUUCCUGUUCUUGUCAGCCUCCUUCCUCUUAAGGAGGAUUAUGAAGAGAACACCCCUGUCUACGCCUGUCUUUUCAAACUCCUCGAGGCGCAGGAACCCACCAUCCAGCAGCUGGCUCCUAAGUUGGUGCCUGUUCUCGAGUCUGUCCUCAACCCGCCUGAGGACCAGCUCUCCGAUGAGGCUCGCGACAAUGUCCGCAAGAUUGUUGCCCUGCUGUUCAACGCCAAUCAAGCUCUCUUCGCCAAUCACCCCAACGCAGUGAAGCUGGCUGGCCUUGCUUAA
This is a messenger RNA of Thermochaetoides thermophila DSM 1495, 3297 nucleotides long. Its product is annotated as importin beta-4 subunit-like protein. Gene Ontology annotation, molecular function: nuclear import signal receptor activity; small GTPase binding. The record is from RefSeq and is a predicted model, not a curated record. Gene Ontology annotation, biological process: protein import into nucleus. The transcript is spliced from 4 exons. The coding region runs from base 1 to 3297 and encodes 1098 amino acids. Lineage: Eukaryota; Fungi; Ascomycota; Sordariomycetes; Sordariales; Chaetomiaceae. Gene Ontology annotation, cellular component: cytoplasm; nucleus.